AAGUCAACUACAAAACUAAAAAAUAUUGAUAUAAGUUGAGGCUCCCACAAAUUCUGUCCAUCCAGUUGUUUUCAAUACCCCUCUCUCUCUCUCUCUCCUCUCUCUCUAAACUCGGAAUUUCUUCUCCGCCUGCUCCGGCGUCGUUUCACCAUGACUCGAGGAAAUCAAAGGGAAAAAGAUCGAGAAAGAGCUCAAGCUCGUAAUGCCAAAAACAAAAAUAAAGAUGAUGGGUUGACCCCUGAGCAGCGUCGUGAAAGAGACGCGAAGGCGCUUCAGGAGAAGACCGCGAAGAAGGCAGCUCAGGCGGCAGGGGGUAGUGAUGCUGGAGGUAAGAGCAUCAAAAAAUAGGGAAUUCUCUGGUUGAUGAUUUUCUCGAUUCGAGUUAUUGUAACCCUCUCGUAAACUCUUCUGUGUUUUCAUAUGUAAUGGUGAACUAUCAUUCUAUGGCACUCUUUUCCAAUGAAGUAUAAGUGAAGAAAUACUACAAUUGUUAUCUA
Molecule: messenger RNA, 497 nt
Organism: Salvia miltiorrhiza (redroot sage)
Lineage: Eukaryota; Viridiplantae; Streptophyta; Magnoliopsida; Lamiales; Lamiaceae
Exons: 3
Coding region: 151-348 (65 amino acids)
Source: RefSeq, a predicted model, not a curated record